Messenger RNA from Phymastichus coffea, 1520 nucleotides. RefSeq names its product E3 ubiquitin-protein ligase TM129. The transcript has 6 exons. Bases 396 to 1505 code for a protein of 369 amino acids. Lineage: Eukaryota; Metazoa; Arthropoda; Insecta; Hymenoptera; Eulophidae. The record is from RefSeq and is a predicted model, not a curated record. Gene Ontology annotation, cellular component: membrane; endoplasmic reticulum. Gene Ontology annotation, biological process: protein ubiquitination. Gene Ontology annotation, molecular function: ubiquitin protein ligase activity.
UUAGUGCUCUCAGAAGAUCUGUACAAUGUAGACGAACAUGUAACCAUUCAUAGUAUUGUAUGUAUCUACAAUUAUUUAUUCCUAUAAUAAAAUAUUUUUAAAAUUGAUAUACUAAAUUACCAUUCGGUUGGCUCAUGCGCAUGCGCAACUAAAAAGUUGUGAUUAUGUUUUAUGUGUAUACUAAACUACUAAACGCACGACACUUAUGACGCGUUUGCGUUGUGGUGUAUCUGAUGAUGAUUGAAAAUGAAUGCUAUGUUGACAUCAAGCACGGUAAUAAGAUAUUUUUUGAAACAGCAUAAGUGUUAAAGUGUCAAUAGUUUCGAUUUACACUUAAAAUUUACUUUUAAAGUAAUAGUUUAGCUUACUUCGAAAUCUGGUAGGCUGUCAGUAAUAUGUCAUCGUCGUUUUUUUAUUACACCCUCACGUAUUUUCUACUAUCUUUUUGUGUUAUUUAUCCACCUACUGAGUUCGUGUCAGCUGGGUUAACAAUCAAGAACAUUUUCUUUAAUUUUUUGGGCAGUGAAAAUGAAUUUUUCAUACAGUAUCAUAUAAAACGGAGUAUUGCUACUCUACUUGUUCAUUCGUUAAUACCUUUUGGAUAUUUAUUGGGACUUGUUUUUACUAGACAUUAUGAUGCUGCUCAAAUAUUAUUAGGAAAUGAUAAUCCAUGGUGGUUUGUCCUCACACUCUGUUCUCUUAUCGGUCCUCUUUAUGCACUAGUAAAGAUUUUAAAAUGGUCAUUAGAUGAUUGGGCUUCACAUCCUAUUGCUGAAAGUCUUGCCGUAUAUUGUAAUAAUAAUACAACAUGGGCAACUGUUGCUUCUGAUAUCAAUAUAGAGUUCCGAAGAGUAGAUAAAAUAUCUAUUGAUACAAAUAGUAUAACAAAAGUUGUAGUAACAGAUAAUUGGAUUAUCAAAAUUACAUCUUAUAAAUUGUAUUUUGCUCACCAAAGUGAUACAGCCUUAAUUGUUAAUAAAAGUGAUACUCAUGCUUUAUCACCAACUACCAGAGGAGAAGUUCAAUAUGUUAACAUAGAAGUAAAGCCUACCAGAUCUGGUGCGACAGCUUUCAACAUUCGAUUAAAUGCAUUGGACUUCAAAGAUUUACAAGAUAGAGUGUCCAGACCUAUUACUGUGCUUGAUAGUGUGGUAUUUCAUAGAACUUUAUUAGAAAGAUUUAUUGAUACUUUUAAAGAUCAGAUCGCUCAAAAUCAUCUGUAUGAAACUUCCCAGGAACUGGAUCAAUGUGUAGGCUGCAUGCAAGUGGUUUCUAAUGUAAAAUUGAAUAAAUUGUGUAGUACAGAACCAGACGAAUCUCCAAACGCCUGUGUCUCGUGCUACUGUCGUCCAAUGUGGUGCGUCGAUUGCAUGGCUAAAUGGUUUGCCUCUAGACAAGACGAUACAAUGCCAGAAACGUGGCUGUCCUCUAAAUGUACUUGUCCAGUAUGUAGGGCAAAGUUUUGCGUAUUGGACGUCAGUUAUGUUAGAGCGACUCAUCAGUGAUUCUCUUAACUUGCA